Molecule: messenger RNA, 437 nt
Organism: Vitrella brassicaformis
Lineage: Eukaryota; Vitrellaceae
Source: the annotation of a GenBank genome assembly
AUGGCGUCGGUGCUGCCCCUCUUCGUCGGAAGAGCCCUCCUAGGUGGUGAUGUGACUCAAACAGCCACGAUCCGCCUGUUUGAUCGAUUCGUUCUGUUUUGUUUGCGUGCAGAGUGUUUGGUGCAGAGGGAUGACGCGCAUGACAUUGUGAUGGUCAACAGAGGCAAUAAGUACUUCGGCACUGACGGUGCGGGCGGCAUGGAUGAAUCAGAUGAAAGGAAUGAGGAAUUGACGCUUGACGUCUGAUCUGUGUGUUGUGUGCAGAUCCCUUUGGAGGCUGUGUGCCGCGGGUAAAGGCCUCAUCGACAUCACUGCAAAGAAGCGACAGGCAAACGGAGCAAAAUGGAAGUGGACUGCCGGUGGGUUCAUCGACAAUUAACACAUCCACCGACCCGUAGACAUGUUGCUGCUGCUGUUGCUGGCUGGUGUUAUUCAGU